AGUGACUAACACAACAGACGGCAUGCCUCUUUCCUUUAAUCCGCUAUUUUUAUGGAUCAUUUUGGAGUAUUCGUGCUUAGCUUUACUUUUCCACUUUGGACUUUCUCUGUACUCUUUCUUGAGUAUAGUCGUCGACACGGCCAGUGAAGAUCUGCCUCAGGUGAUCGGGUCACUUCAGCCAAUCGUGGCCCCUCUGGGUGGUGAUGUCAUCCUGCCGUGUCACGUGGAGCCUCAGCUCAACGUGGAGGAGAUGACGGUGGAGUGGUGGAGAGUCGACAUCAAGCUGGACACUAGAGAUCCACAGAGCGACUACCGGUAUGUCCACCGUUACCACGACAAACAGCACAAGGAGGACAUGAAGAAGCUGAUGUACGCCGGGAGGACGGAGAUGUUCACAGACGGUCUGAAACACGGAAACAUCUCGCUAAAGAUCAGCAACGUGAUGUGCUUUGACCAAGGAAGUUACAGAUGCCAAAUCCCCCAGUUGGAGAGGGCUUCAGUCAUUAAAAUUACUGUUGCUCCGCCUGAGAGGUGUGGGUCACCUCCGCAGUGUUCUUGGCGCAAUGUGAUAAAGGAUGCUGGGAAAUAUAAGGGACGUCUCUUUUAUGUUUUUAUUUUUUGUUAUUGUCUUAUUUUUUUUAGAUUUUUUAUUUUUAUUUGUUUCUGACAAAA
Messenger RNA from Perca fluviatilis (European perch), 672 nucleotides. Its product is annotated as myelin-oligodendrocyte glycoprotein-like. The transcript has 3 exons. Bases 23 to 667 code for a protein of 214 amino acids. NCBI's taxonomy places the organism in Eukaryota, Metazoa, Chordata, Actinopteri, Perciformes, Percidae. The record is from RefSeq and is a predicted model, not a curated record.